Messenger RNA from Helobdella robusta, 2271 nucleotides. RefSeq lists its product as hypothetical. The transcript has 8 exons. The record is from RefSeq and is a predicted model, not a curated record. Bases 306 to 956 code for a protein of 216 amino acids. Lineage: Eukaryota; Metazoa; Annelida; Clitellata; Rhynchobdellida; Glossiphoniidae.
AAUGUACACGAGACACACACACACGUACACACACACACACACGCUCACAAACAAACACACAUGCAUCAGCAGUAAACAACAUGUACGGCCAUAGUAGCAUACAUCCAUUCGUCCAACACAUACAUCCAACCACAAAUGAAUUUGUAUGCAAGUUUGUCCCUUGUAAAAUUCUCAUCGUCUGUUUUAUCUUUACAAUCAUCAUCAUCGCCGGCUCUGUAGUCAUCAUUUAUGCAACAACAAUGGCGUAUGAGUGGGCUGGCAGCGUGCGGUGACCACUGACCAGUUGUGCAGCCAGCAUUAACAAAAUGAAGCCACAACAACAAGACAUCAUCAUCGUCAUCAUCAUCAUUAUUUUCACUCUCAUUAGGAUGACUUCCGGUUGGAGCCGGGUCCGCGAGAGAUGGGACAAGAUGAUGCAACAACUUGAUGAAAAAUUGCACCAAAAAAAUUCAUUCAAUGACCAGCUGACUAAAAUUGAAGAAAAAACUCACAUUCCAAGAUUGAGAUUUGUUCAGGCAACUCUGCUAAUGAUCUUCGUGCUAGUAACUUUCUGCAUGGGCUCUGAAAUAAUCAGUCACUGCGUUGGAUUCCUCUAUCCUGCUUAUGCAUCCAUAAAAGCGAUUGAGAGUUUGAACAAAGAUGACGACACGAGGUGGCUAACUUAUUGGGUCGUCUACGGAUUUUUCGUAUUCUCUGAAAGUCUGACGGACAUAUUCCUCUUCUGGUUUCCAUUUUACUGGACGACAAAGUGCAUCUUUUUGAUAUGGUGCAUGUUACCCAUAAGAAGCAACGGCUCCGACUUCAUAUACAACUUCCUCAUCAGACCUCUCUUCCUUAAACAUGAGAAACAAAUUGAUGAUGCAAUCAACCAAGCACAAUCCAACGCCAAGCAAUACAUUGGGAAAGGUUUUAAAUCAAUCAAUCAUUCAUUCAUUCAUCAUUUGUCCAGUUGGUGAAUGAAUGAAACAAUUAAAAUUUAGAGUCACUUUUUAGUUUCAAGAACAUCUUAACAUCAACUUGCGAAUUAAAUUUUAAUGAUUUAUUGGACGUGUUAUUGACUUCUACUUCUACUUCUACUACUUCUACUACUACCGCUAUCAAUAAUAAUAAUAACAAUAACGUUUGAUGAGAUAAUAUAACCCACUUGCAGUUUCGAAUGUUCUAGAUGAAAAUUUCGCCACAGCAAAGCAGGGUUAUCAAGCACUUCGAGGCAGGAACAACUACUACGAUCCUCCGAACGAAGAAGAAUAUCCAGAUCGUACGCCUCCUCCUUUUCCAUCAAAACUCGAUGAGCUGAAGAACAAAUAUGGGUCAGACAACAUCAAAUAUGGGUCAGACAACAUCAAAUAUGGGUCAGACAACAUGCGAGUAGGCUCUCCCGAGAGAUCGUUAAGCAACAGCAGGUCUAAAUUAUUUGCUGACCGGCCCGUCAAUCGAUCACCCGAUAGAACUAUGAACUCUUCAGUGGACGAACGAACUUCUUUAAGAGAUAGAUCCGGGAUGGAGAGGGGAUCGUCAUCUGAUAGAUCCGGGAUGGAGAAAGAUUCGUAUCAUAGCGAGAAGGAUUCUUAUUCAAAUUCUCCUGUUAGAUCGACUGCCAGGCAGAACUCUAGAAACUUUUCGAACGGAAGUGAGGUCAACUAUAGCAGAAACAAUGGUGGAAGAUUUUAAAUAACAUAACGGUGGACAAUGCGAAUUUUUAUAAAUUUAUAUUUUAUUAAACCUAUCUCAUCCCAUUUACAUAUCAUUCCUUUUAAACACAUUAAUUUCUGCAAAUUUAUUUUUGAAGCCAGCGGUAAACUUUCUUGGUUUUGCUUAGUUUUUACAUUUUAAACGGUGAUUCAGUUAUUAAAAUUGUUGGUAGAAGCGUUAAAAAAGUUGACAAAUAUUCGACGUUAUUAAACGGUAGCAGUGCAUACACAUCGCUCUGAAGGCCACCCACCGACCCACCUUACCUACCCACCUUACCUACACACCCACCCACCUUACCUACCCACCCACCUACCUGCAUCUGUUUGCACGACAGCAGCCCAUCAAUCCAGCAUUUGCCUACCUACCUCGCACAAAUUCCAUUCACUGAAACCACACGAAACAGCGUAGGAAAUGGUGCGGCCGACAUUCGCAGUCGGCAAGUGUCAGUUACAACUUCAUAACAAACUCCAAAGAGGUUCGCCUUAUUUGAACAGGUUGAAAAAAUGAACUGAUUGUAUUUACAGUUUUUUAUUCAAAAAUUUUCGUUUCACCUAAAAAAUUAUUCAAUCAUUCAACAAA